Soboliphyme baturini is the source of this 770-nucleotide messenger RNA. NCBI's taxonomy places the organism in Eukaryota, Metazoa, Nematoda, Enoplea, Dioctophymatida, Soboliphymatidae. The record is from the annotation of a GenBank genome assembly.
AUGAAAACUUACCUAAUUCACCUAAUUCACUCAUGUCUGAACUUUCGUAGUGCGGAAAUCGACGCACUGUGUGAGAUGCUACAUGCAAAAAUAACUUAUGAAAUAAAGGAAGGGACCCCAUUUUGCAUUGUGAAAACGGAGAAUGGUGAUUCCUUGUCGCGCGUUGUCUCUCGUAGUGUUUUGUCACGAUACGCUUUCGAAAUCUGGGCAGCUGCCGGUUCUUAUUCCGAACUCUUUACGAAGGUGAAGACAAAGCUGCAGGACUAUCAGGAAUGCUUUAAAGGAAAACCGUCAUACAGGUUUUCUGUAGAAAGUUUCGGCAGAACAUUGAGUCAGGACUACAAAGUUGAGAGAAUCGAGGAAUUCGGUUUUCUUCCUUUGAAAGGAGCCGUGAAACUGAAAGACCCGGAAAUCGAAUUUUGCGUUGUCGAAUAUUACACCUCGCCGCGGGACCAAACGUCCGUUGAUCUCAAAACGGUGUUUUUUGGCAAGAUGAUUGCUCAUGGCUGUUGCCGGACUCCAUAUCUCUAUGAUCUGAAACACAGGAAGUACAUCGGCAACACCUCUAUGGAUCCGCUGAUGUCUUUUUUGAUGAACAACAUUGGCAAGGUGCGGCAAUAUGAUCUUGUUUAUGACCCUUUUGUCGGUUCAGGUGAGUCUGUUUGUUCGUCGAGUCACCGUUUGUUUGUAAGGCUUCUUUGGUUUGUGAUGUGCUCUGCGUUCUCAUCUUUACGAUACUUUUACUAUAAAGUAUUGAUUUCAGCAUAGUA